Suillus clintonianus is the source of this 864-nucleotide messenger RNA. Its product is annotated as Golgi apparatus membrane protein TVP38. The record is from RefSeq and is a predicted model, not a curated record. Bases 1 to 864 code for a protein of 287 amino acids. The transcript has 7 exons. Gene Ontology annotation, cellular component: Golgi membrane. Gene Ontology annotation, biological process: vesicle-mediated transport; mitotic spindle elongation. Lineage: Eukaryota; Fungi; Basidiomycota; Agaricomycetes; Boletales; Suillaceae.
AUGGCGUUUCGUUUUCUCAAGGGUCUCAUACAAUCAGCUAGUUCAAGAUAUCAAAAACUUAGUCUAGUUGGAAAGGCUUUGAUGUGGUUCAUUGUAUUCUUCAAUGCCUGUUUCGCCACAUCCAUCAUUGUGAUCACUCCAACUCGCAUUGCUCAAUUCAUGUAUAACGCCGCUCAAGACAUCCGACAUCUUCCGUAUGGGUAUGCACUUCUUAUCGUUGUCCUGACUGUUAUGUCCUUUCCCCCUUUCCUUGGACAUGCCAUGAUCCUUAACUUAUUCGGUUUCACAUACGGUGUGCAAGGCUUCUUCCCUGCGGCAGUUGGAACACUGGCAGCCUCCGCCAUAGUUUUUGUUACACUUCGGUUCAUAUUCAGCCAGAGGCUGCGUUCAUGGUCAUCCACUAACGAGAAAUGGCAGGCUCUGGAAACUGUGAUACAAUCCAGAGGCCUUCCCCUGAUCAUCCUCAUCCGCGUCUCUUCGUUGCUGCCGUGGGCUUGGUCAAACUCGCUAUUCGCAAGCAUAGCGCCGGUUUCGUUGUUCCAGUUCUUCAUAGCGACUUUGUUUGUCCUUCCAAAGGCUAUGGUUUAUGUGUUCGUCGGAACUCGUAUUGCUAGACUCUCCGACGGCAAACAGAGAAAUCAAAUGGAUACCCAAACAGAGAUUCUCAACAGCCUUCUAGUUGUCGGUGGUAUCUUGGGAACUGUCUUAGCCAGCUCGUUGCUCUAUUAUUUCAUGCAGAAGGAGAUCAAGCGCCUACAUGCCAGCUUGCCGGAUCGUGACGAACUCGAUGCAGAGGUACUUGAGGCAGCAGAGGAGACGCCUUUGUUGAGAUCCAAUUCUUUGCGUUCCCUCUCACUUCCUUAG